UGGCAUCAAAAGUCCCCAGGGAGGCUGGUCUGCAGACAAUAGCACUGUCAUUCCGCCUCCUCCCUUUGAAGUCUAUGGUGGAGACCGCGGAGCUGCCCAGAGCGCGCGCGCCUCACCCCAGCCUUCUUCUCUUCCGCGAGACGCGCGCACAGAGAGACAGACGCCGGCAUCAAAGGCCCCAAGCGCGUCCCCGCUGCCUCGCAGCCGCCGAGGGAUCGUUCGGAGCUCAGGCCUGAGUGAUUCGGGGCCAACAUGGCGCUCGUGCCCUGUCAGGUGCUGCGAGCGGCGAUCCUCCUCUCCUAUUUCUCCAUUCUGUGCAACUACAAGGCAAUUGAUAUGCCUGCGCAUCAGACCUAUGGCGGCAGCUGGAAAUUUCUGACGUUCAUAAAUCUGGUUAUUCAAGCAGUCUUUUUUGGGAUCUGCGUACUGACUGACCUUUCCAGCCUUCUGACCAAAGGAAAUGACAGCCAAGAACAAGAAAGACAACUAAAAAAGCUAAUUUCCCUCCGUGACUGGAUGAUGGCUGUCUUAGCUUUUCCUAUUGGAGUUUUUGUUGUGACAAUGUUUUGGAGCAUCUAUAUAUAUGACAGAGAACUAGUUUACCCCAAACUCCUCGAUAAUUUUAUACCACCUUGGCUGAAUCAUGGAAUGCAUACAACUGUUUUGCCUUUUAUAUUAAUUGAGAUGAGAACAACACAUCAUGAAUACCCCAGCAGGACCUGUGGACUGAUUGCCGUGUGCACUUUCUCUAUUGCCUACAUAUUAUGGGUCUGUUGGAUAUAUCAUGUAACAGGGGUUUGGGUGUAUCCCCUCCUGGACUACCUUGGCUCAGAAGCUAAAAUUAUCUUCUUCGCAACUGUAACUGCAAUAAUUAACAUCUUCUACUUGCUGGGUGAGGUACUAAACAACUGCAUUUGGGAUACACAAAAAUGUAUGGAAGAAGGAAAAGAAAAAACUAAAUUGGACUAAACAUAGGAUGAAAGAGAGCAAAAGAUAACUUGUCACUGUCUGGAAGGCACCUCAAUGUCAAUUUGCUGGAGGAGGCAAAUUCCACGAACACUGCAUCCAGGAUACUUUUAAUUUUCUAAAAAGGGAUAUUGAUUUAGUGACACAUUCCUCCUUCCGAUAACUGUAUCUGCCCAUGAGAAUACGUAUGAUGGAUAUCACCACAAAGUCCUCAACACAUGCCAUUAUGCAUAUCAAUGUUAAGCAUCUUCCUAUCAGAAAGAAGACUGGAAGGGUUCUGUUCUAUCUCUGAUGUACAGAUAAGAUUAAGCAGACCAAGACUGAAAUCAAUGGGGAAAUCAUCUACAUUUCUAAUUGUCUGAAACAGUGGAUCAGCCCCCAUGAACAAAUCAAAGAAUUCUGUGGUAUUACAGUCAUAAAGUUACUGGCAGCGUUGGGGAAACAAAAGCUGAAGGUGCAAUAGGAGUUGAAGGGUGAGGUUGCUUGUGGGAGACUGAGUAUACCUGUGGGGCCCAGAAUGACAAUGUAAACUGUUUAUAUUCCUUCUUCCCUCUUGAGCUGUGUUUUAAUUUGUUCAAGGAGCAGAUGUAAUGUAACAAGCUGCUUUAAAUCAGUGGUGCUAAUCAUCAGAGCAAACUAGGGCUGCCAAAUGCCCCCGGGGGGCAGAAUUCCCCCCGCUUUCGAGCCCCGAUUUCCACU
Gekko japonicus is the source of this 1665-nucleotide messenger RNA. It is a transcript of the gene AIG1, whose product is annotated as androgen-induced 1. Lineage: Eukaryota; Metazoa; Chordata; Lepidosauria; Squamata; Gekkonidae. Bases 253 to 969 code for a protein of 238 amino acids. The transcript is spliced from 6 exons. Gene Ontology annotation, cellular component: endomembrane system; membrane. The record is from RefSeq and is a predicted model, not a curated record.